ACGUUUUUGUCUUGUUAUUAUGGUUGGUAUUGCAAAGGCUAAUUACGGAUCACUCACCAAUAUUUCCUUUCACAGACAUAGCUGAUAGCGCACGCCCUUCUCCCUUCCUUCCAGUAUUAGUUGCAGAACCUGAAUCUUCUUCAAUUGCUCUGCUCAAGUGGAGGUGAGAGGGUUAGUCUGUGGAAAUGGCGACUGGAACCGUACCGGCAUCCUUUUCAGGUCUAAAGAGCGGGGACUCGAGCUUGGGGUUUGCGAAAAGAAUGGAUUUCAUUAAAAUCGUUGAUUUAAAGAGGAUCAAGUCUGGUAGGAAAAAAAUCUCAGCGAUUCGAAAUUCACAGUCUGCUCCGGAAAUCGCCGAGAUGCAGCCUGCUUCAGAAGGAAGUCCUCUAUUAGUUCCUAGACAGAAGUACUCUGAGUCCUUGCACAAAACUGUGAGGAGAAAAACAAGGACUGUAAUGGUUGGUAAUGUGGCCAUUGGUAGUGAGCUUCCUAUUAGGAUUCAAACAAUGACAACUACUGACACUAAAGACGUUGCAUCAACAGUUGAACAGGUAAUGAGAGUAGCAGACCAGGGAGCAGAUCUUGUUCGGAUAACUGUUCAAGGAAAGAGAGAAGCGGAUGCAUGUUUUGAAAUCAAAAACUCUCUUGUCCAGAAAAAUUACAAUAUCCCUUUGGUAGCAGAUAUUCAUUUUGCUCCUUCUAUAGCCUUGCGAGUUGCUGAGUGCUUUGACAAAAUUCGCGUAAACCCUGGAAAUUUUGCUGAUAGGAGGGCUCAGUUUGAGAAGCUAGAGUACACUGAGGAUGACUAUCAGAAUGAACUUGAGAAUAUUGAGCAGGUUUUUACGCCGCUAGUUGAGAAAUGUAAGAAAUAUGGAAGGGCAAUGCGCAUUGGAACAAACCACGGGAGCCUUUCGGAUCGUAUAAUGAGUUAUUAUGGGGAUUCUCCUAGGGGAAUGGUUGAAUCUGCAUUUGAGUUUGCAAGGAUUUGUCGGAAGUUGGAUUAUCAUAAUUUUCUGUUCUCAAUGAAAGCAAGCAAUCCAGUUAUCAUGGUCCAGGCUUACCGUUUGCUUGUAGCCGAAAUGUAUGUUCUAGGCUGGGAUUAUCCACUACACUUGGGAGUUACUGAAGCUGGAGAGGGUGAGGAUGGACGAAUGAAAUCUGCAAUUGGCAUUGGAACCCUUCUUCAGGAUGGCUUGGGUGAUACAAUCAGAGUGUCACUUACAGAACCACCUGAAGAGGAGAUAGACCCCUGCAGAAGGUUGGCCAACCUUGGUAUGAGAGCAACUGAUCUCCAGCAAGGGGUGGCACCAUUUGAGGAGAAGCACAGACGUUAUUUUGAUUUCCAGCGUCGUUCUGGUAAAUUGCCUGUUCAAAAGGAGGGUGAAGAGGUUGAUUACAGAGGUGUCCUGCAUCGUGAUGGCUCCGUACUCUUGUCAGUAUCACUAGAUCAAUUAAAGAUGCCAGAGCUUCUGUACAAGGCACUUGCGACAAAGCUUGCUGUUGGCAUGCCAUUUAAGGAUUUGGCAACAGUAGACUCAAUCUUAUUGAGAGAGCUUCCACCACUAGAUGAUGAUGACUCUCGGCUAGCUCUGAAAAGAUUGAUCGAUAUAAGCAUGGGAGUUAUAACACCUUUGUCAGAGCAGCUAACGAAGCUCUUACCGAAUGCCAUGGCUCUCGUAAAUCUUAAGGAGUUAUCGACUGGAGCUUACAAGCUUUUGCCAGAAGGCACACGCUUGGCUGUCUCUGUGCGUGGUGAUGAGCCCUAUGAAGAAUUGGAGAUUCUUAAGAACAUUGAAGCUACGAUGCUUUUUCAUGAGCUACCCUUCACUGAAGACAAAAUUAGCAGAGUCCAUGCAGCAAGGAGGCUAUUUGAGUAUCUUGCAGAGAAUGCUCUGGAUUUUCCUGUGAUUCACCACAUUCAGUUUCCAACAGGGAUUCACAAGGAUGACUUGGUCAUUAAUGCUGGUGCCAAGGCGGGAGCCCUUCUCGUAGAUGGACUUGGUGAUGGAGUCCUAUUAGAAGCACCGGAUCAGGACUUUGAUUUUCUUAGGAACACUUCUUUCAACCUGCUACAGGGUUGCAGAAUGAGGAAUACAAAGACGGAGUAUGUCUCAUGCCCAUCCUGCGGUAGAACUCUGUUCGACCUUCAAGAAAUCAGUGCAGAGAUACGAGAGAAGACAUCACACUUACCUGGUGUUUCGAUCGCAAUCAUGGGUUGCAUCGUCAAUGGACCUGGGGAGAUGGCUGACGCAGAUUUUGGAUACGUCGGUGGUGCUCCUGGGAAGAUCGACCUUUAUGUUGGAAAGACGGUUGUAAAGCGUGGAAUUGCAAUGGAGCAUGCAACUGAUGCAUUAAUCCAGCUCAUAAAAGACCAUGGCCGUUGGGCAGACCCUCCUGCAGAAGAUUGAGAUAUAUGGGUUCUGGUUGGCUUAUAUCAACAGACAACAGGUGGUGGAAAAUGUAUUCAUCGAGUGUUUCCUUCGUGUCGUACGUAAAGUCAAAACCAAUCCAUUUAGAUUGCAUUAGAUCAACGUUUGUCCUGUGUAGUAUGCCGAAAAAAUAAGCUUUGUUCCCGACUAGCAGAGAGUAGAGGCGAUCUACUCUAUUGCGCGGAGCACGAUAUAAUAAUUUAAAAGGGUAAGUAUUAGAAAAGCCCAUCUAUUUUGUAAAAUGGUUCAACUGAGCCCUCUUACUUUUUUUUGGGUCAUUCAAGCCCCUCUAUUUUGAAGAGUGGGUCACGUUAGCCCCUUAUAGUAACAGAUGUUAAAAAUGUGUUGAUGUGGCGGUUAAAUAUUGAGCUGGAUUAUAUGAAUAAUUUGUUAUUAAUUUCCUAUUUGUUGACUA
Molecule: messenger RNA, 2844 nt
Organism: Tripterygium wilfordii
Lineage: Eukaryota; Viridiplantae; Streptophyta; Magnoliopsida; Celastrales; Celastraceae
Product: 4-hydroxy-3-methylbut-2-en-1-yl diphosphate synthase (ferredoxin), chloroplastic-like
Exons: 20
Coding region: 186-2408 (740 amino acids)
Biological process (GO): terpenoid biosynthetic process; isopentenyl diphosphate biosynthetic process, methylerythritol phosphate pathway
Cellular component (GO): chloroplast
Molecular function (GO): 4-hydroxy-3-methylbut-2-en-1-yl diphosphate synthase activity (ferredoxin); iron ion binding
Source: RefSeq, a predicted model, not a curated record